AUGGGUGGAGAUAGCAUCGGAUAUGAUGAAAACACGAUGGGGCCCUGGCAUAAAUUCGACCGGAAUGACUGGAUGAUGAGCCGAGCAAAACGUGCAAUUGCUGAAGACACGAUAAGCGACGAGUCGACGGGUUCUGAUGAAAGCACCGAAAAGCCGCUGGCCACUUUUGAUCGCACCAAUCCAUGGAUGGAGGGCCGGGCAAAACGAGAUAUUGAAGACGAUAGCACUAGCGACGAGCCGACGGAACCGGCCGAAAACGAAAGGGCCACCAGAACACCGUGGUUUAAAUUUGACAGCAAGGACUGGACCAUUCGUGGAAAACGAGCAAUUGCGGAAUAUACCCACGUUUUCCAGGCCGAUUGCGGUAGCGACACUGACGACCAACUGAACCGCGACAGCCGUGGUAUCUUUGACUUCCUAAGAGAUUUCUUUGGCAGGAAAUACCAUUACCGUGAUCAGUUCACGACGGCAGAACCCGACACUACUGAGACGACAACGAUUUCAGAAGACACGACAACCACUGACGAAAAAGAUGUAGAAGCUUCUGGAUCUGAGGAAGUGGAAACGACGACGGAAGCAGAGACCACUGAGGAGACAGACGAUGUGACUGAUGAUGGUGAAGAUAAGGAAACCACGACAGUCAUGGAGGAA
Molecule: messenger RNA, 651 nt
Organism: Mesorhabditis spiculigera
Lineage: Eukaryota; Metazoa; Nematoda; Chromadorea; Rhabditida; Rhabditidae
Source: the annotation of a GenBank genome assembly